Molecule: messenger RNA, 13289 nt
Organism: Amoebophrya sp. A120
Lineage: Eukaryota; Dinophyceae; Syndiniales; Amoebophryaceae
Source: the annotation of a GenBank genome assembly
CGCGAACACCCGACAAAUUUAUAGGUACUUUGUAGAAGCGAGAAAGAGCAGAACAAGCUCAAGCUAGAUUAGACAAUACCGUUAUUCAUGGUCUUCAGGCCAUGCGGAUCAUGCGCUUUAACAGCUGCGCAGCCGCUCGACCUGGAUGUUGAAAUUACCACCGUGCAACUGUUUUGCGUUCCUGUCUCGUCGUCGUAGUAGCACAAAAGAUACUUGUAGGUCAGCACUACCUUCCAAAAUCAAUUCUCACAAAUUAAUAUCUUCCUCCACAGCCGCCCCUGCCAGCACGCAAGCCUCGGCGACGGCUGCUCGACCGAAAAGCUCUGUAACGGUUACCCCCGUCGACGGAGGUACAACUUCUACUUCUGCGACGAUCAAGGACAACUCGAAAUCUAGUACAACGACCGCAGCAGCUGCAUCGGCGGGUAGUUCUACCUCUGCAGCUACAACUUCUGCCGCCAAUAAAACAUCAAGCUCUAGUAUUACCUCAGCGGCCGCGCCUGGCGUGGCCAAUAAAACUGCGGAUAGCAAGAAAACUACGACCACUGCGACUAAAAAUACUGCGAAUAGCAAAAUUUCUUCGAAAACCAGCACUACCAGCACUGUUUCAAGCACUACCACAAGUUGUAAAAAAGACGGCGCCAGUUCCAAAGACGUUUCUGGAGCCUCCGCCACAGUUUCCGCAUCUUCUACCAAUAAUUCGGCAGGCGCAGCCUGCCAAACAGAGGAGAACAAGAAGACCGAUAAUCAGAAAGGCAAUAAGAAGAACCAAGAAAACAACAAGCCUUCUACGUUGAACAAGGAUUUGAGUGGUGAUAGCAAAAACACUUUACUCCUUGGGAGCAAGCCCAAACAAGUAGUUUCUGUGGCACCUACGGGCUGCCGGAAUAAGAAGAAGAAGAACAGGGGACAUAGUACUGCGGGUAUAAUCUUCUUCUUUUGGGAUCAUACUGCUCAUGCAUGAAGACUUGCAUGACGAAAACAAAAGGAACUGCAACGCUAAGUGGUCUUCACUGCAUGCAAUUGAUCUAGAACCAUUUUUUCCGGAUUUUUCUCAAGAAAGUCCCUCAUUCAAAAAACAACAGCUUCGACGUCGACCGUGUGCACUAAAAACUCGGAGCCGCUCUGUAACUGCCCGAGCUGCGGAAGGCUCUGUCGCGAGGACGAGUUGCAGGAACUACCGGACAUCUGGUCAGAAACAGACGAGGAGGAGGAGGAUGAGGACGAAGACUCCGUCUCCGGCACUACAUCAGAUGAACAAGAAUCCGGCGCAGCUGCACUAGAAGACCACAGCAAGACCUCGACGAGCAGUCCUCCGCCGAGGUUUCUGUCCGACGCUCUCGACAAGUUCGAUCUUGACCAAUUCGGGAAGAACGUUACUGUCUCGGACGAACUCUCCAAAACCACAGUGUGUGAGCAGUCGAAGACGACUUCUGCGACCAUUGGCGGGCCGAAGACGACGGCGAACUUGAAGAAGAAGGAAAAUAAAAAAGGAGAAUCUUCUACUUCCUACGUUUCCUACAUUGACGACCCGAAAACGGGGUUGCGAACCGUUUGCGUCGACCGGGAGACGAAGAACAAGGACGGGAGCACGACCAUUUCCCAAGUGGUGAUUCAGGAGGCGUUCGUCCCCUGCUCUGGUACAACUGGGGGCACUGCUGGAAACAAUAAAACCAGUUCUGGCACGACGGUGUCUACUACUACUGGCGGAAACAAAAAGACUUCGUCUGCGCCCUCCCCGCGAUCCAAGGCACCUCCGCCGGGAACAGCGAAUAGAGGUGGUAGUGAUACAAAAAACGAAGCACAAACCGGCAUCAAGUGGGUGGACCGGAAACUGUCAGAGGAGAAGGAACAGGCCCUAGAGAAGGAUUCGUCUAGUACAACAACCAAAGCGGUAAAACAAGGCGGACCACAAGCAUCUCCCUCUGCGAGCACUGCCGCGCCACCUACUCCGGCGCCGGAAAAGACGAAAGCCGUUGCGGAAAUCGAGGACCUCCCCCGCCUUCGCCAAACCAGCAGUUCCAAACCGAAACCCAUGAGCAAGAAGCAGAAGAAGGCCGCGGCCAAAGCCACGGCUGCUGCGGAGAAGAAGGAACAGGAGCUGAAAGAGCAAGCGGAGAAGAACGCUUACGCCACGGCUGUGUUAGCCGCGGCCGCGGAAAUCGAAACGAGUCCGGGGAAAAAGUUAGACCUGGAGAUGGCGAAGAUCAUCCGGCAGAACAUCCCCGAUAUCGACGAACGGAUCAAGGUGAAGGACCCAUUUGAAGCGGUGAAGGGACUGCCGGGCGCGCCGGGUCCACCCGUUGUGUUGAAUAACAGUACUAAACCUACUGGAAGUGCUAGUUCUGGUACACAACCUGCUGCACAACAAGCCCCGCCUGCACAGCAAUCUGCGAAUGCGGUUGGAGGUGCCGGAAAGAAGAAGCAGCCGCAGGCGGCGCAACAACUACCGGUUGUUCCCGCGAAGCAAUCUGGUAGUACAAUUACAGCUACCAAUAGUAAAGCUCCCUCUGCUACUACAACAACGACCGCGCCCAGUACUGCGACCGCAACUGCGAAAACCGCAGGAACGACCGGAAAGCAGCAAGGCAAGGCGUCCGCUGCACCCAGUACGACGACCACGACCACGACAACCAAACAGGAACAAAACAAGAAGCCUGCAACUACCGCUGCCGUAACCACCACCUCAUCUUCUUCGACGUUGUCGUCCACUACAACCCCCGCCAGCACGUCGGAAACAGCGAUAGUAGCUAAAACCCCGCCAACCAAAAAUCCGUCCGCCAACCCGAAGAACGCAGUUGUCUCGAAGAAAAAGACAAAGAAGGAACUCGACCUCUGUCUCGCGGAUUACGACGAUGCUUAUGUGCUGGAAGACAUGAUUGAUUACGUAACCUAUUUGAAAGUCCAAAUGUACCCGCACAAAUUCACGGAAAACGAGCGCAAGCAGUGGCGGGAAUUCGGGGAAAAGCACUUGGACGGAAAAAACCAAGAGGAAAAAGACCAGAUUUUUAAGGACAUUUUGUACAAGUUUAAGAUGGCGGGGUUACUCGGAAAGGAGUACGACGGGAUGAUUUCUAGUGAUUUCAAAAACCCGGAAAAAGCGGACAAACUCCUCAAACAGAUGGAGACCAUCAGGAAACAAGAACAGGGGGAAUACCGGUUGAAGUGGCUCGGGAAACUCACGUUGAAACAACGUUCCCAGUGCAAGUGGGACAAGCAAUUGAUGAAGGACUUCUACGAGAAAACGAUCCGAGAAAAGCCCGAGUGCAUCGACCCGCAUUACUUCGACCCGAAGGAAAAAGAACACGAGUUGACGAAGAUGUUGAGUCACAACGAUAUUAAGAACCUCCACGUCCGGGAAGUGCAGGACUACUGGGCGGUGCGGAAGUACAUGCGGGAUUACGAUGUUUCUGAGCAAGACACUUUGAAGGCGAUGGGGGACACGUUCUGGUUCCGCAAUGAAAACCCGUUCGUAAAAGAACAACCACUGCACGUCCGGCGGCCGGUGAAAGGGACGAAUAAGAAGAACCAGAAAUCGACUUGGACGGACCCCGCGUCGAUCACGAACCAGCAAAAGAUUGAAGCGGACGCGGCGCAAGAUGAGUUGGAACGGGAGGAAAUGAUGGAGGUGGAGAAGUAUUUGCGGAAAAGGUUGAAGAAUAAGAAGCGGAAGGAAGCAAGGAAAAUAGCGAAGCAAGAAUCGAAGGCUGCGGCUGGGGAGGGGGGUGAAGGAGGUGGUGUAGUUGAUGACCACGAUUGUUCCGACUCGGACGACGAUGACGAUCUCGAUUCUGACGACGAGAAAGACAACGCUAUGACCCCGAAAAAGAAAAAGUUGGCCAAUGCCGGGAUUUUCACGCCAGUGUCAAAGGGAACCUCUUCGCCCGGUUCGGCGGACAAGGACAAUAAGAUCGAAUUGUCUCCCUCAUCUCCGAGUAAAGACAAAAAUCAAGGUACUACCGAAGACACAUCAAUCAACCAGCCGGCGAAAAAAUUAAAUGGGAAGAUGAAGAAAAAAUUAAAGAAGUUGCAAGAGCGUGCGGAGGUUCUAGCCGCGUUGGAGUCCUCCGACGAUGAAAGAAACAACAACAGGCAAAUGAUGUUUCAUGCAGAGGGGCAGCACAUGGCCAAAGUGGCGAGCAAAAGUGGGUUUUCCGCGUUGCAGGAUUCCUCCUCCUCCUCUAAAAACACGUCGAAUUCUCGAAAAUCCGGCACUUCUCCCACCUCCCCGGUGGAUGAUGAGUGGGAAAAUGAUGUUUACCGAGUCGACGAGGAAAGUGAAAACGAGAAUCAAAACGAAAACGACACCUCUCUCUGGGAAGAGUGGCCGGAAGAGGAGUUUGCGAAUGUUGUUGAGGUGAAGAGCGACCCCGUAGUUGCAACUACUUCUCUAACCCCGGAUGUUCUCGAGCCGCUAGAUUCCGCAGACGGGUUCACUUAUCAAAUGCAAAUCUGUCUGGGUCUGGAAGAAUGCAAGUUUGUCAUUCGCAUGACUCUCGAAUCUGUCAUGCAUAGGCAGGAAAGCACAGGCAGCCUCUUACCUGUCAUGCAAAAACGCAGUUUGUCAUGCAGAAAGCGAAACGCAUAGGAGCUCAGAAACUGGUCAUGCGUGGCUGCGUAACGCAGUGCGCCCACCAUGCAGCACAAACUAGCAUCACAAGUUUCCAGACCCAGACAUAUUUGCAAUGCAUAUCACUGCGGUGCCUGUGAAACAGCGGAAACCGGCGGCGCCGAAGGUGGUCGACGUGAUUCGAAAUGGGAAGAAGGUCAGCAGGUCGGAACUGACUGUGGAAGCUAAUCAGCGAAUUGUUGGGAAGGUACAAGUUGAUGUAUUUGAUGUCAUGCGUAUUAGCGGAUUGGAGAUGAUAUCUUUUGUCAUGCAAAUAACGUACGCUCUUUCUGUCUGACAAAAAUCUGCUCUUCAACAUCAACCUCAGGUCGUUGCCUUCUGUGUGGAUUCUAGUACGGGCGAGCGAUACGCCGUGAAGAUUGAGAACACUUACAAGCUGGAGUACAUGCUGUUUGGCCGGUUCAAGCUCUUUUCCGAUCCGGCAGACGAGUAUCGGGUACAAAUCGGAGAUUACGUGUCUUUUAUCGUGAAAAGGUACCUGGAUGCCGGCUCGCGUGGGGACAACGAGAAAAAAUAUGGGGCGUACGAAAUUGAAAUUGACGAAAGUGGUACGAAGUUGUGGGAGCUGCCGCCGCAGAAGAAUAAUAAACAGGGGAAUAAGAAGGGGAACUGGAGCAACGAUCAGAUGAACAAGAGUCCCGCGGUCAACAAAUCGGGUCUUGGCUCUAGCGGAAAGCAGCCUCUGAGCAGCAAUUGGGCCACGGCCGAGAUGAAGACUCCGCCCUUGGACAAGGCGAUUAGUACUCCAGUGAAAGGGAGUGCUAGUAGUUCUGCUUCUGCUGCAUCUGGUGCAGAAGCUUCUAAGUCUGUUUCCGCGAGUUCUUCAAAAGAGAACAAGCCUGCUGCUGCUGUUGCUGAACAAGGGCUACCCCCCCAACAACAUCGCCCGAAAUUCUCCGACAAAUACUCCAUUUUCGAGAAGAAGCUCGACGACUCGAAGAUCAGGGAGGAAAAUAUCCCGAUUGCCAGGAAAAUAAAUGCGAAUCUACCGCUUGCCUUCCAGCGGGGUGGAGAGAAAAAGUCGAAUUUGUCGAUUGUGCGGGAAAAAUUGCAGCCGACGCCAGUGAUGGACGAAGUGAUUGACUUGAACAAAUUGGUGAACGCUAAGAAUCUGACCCCGUCGAAGCCACAAGCUCCUGUAAAAGUUGCGACGACCCCACCAUUGCCUACGACUCUGCCGCCGCCAGCUCCGUUAGCAGUAAAGCCGGUAGCUGCAGAAGCAGUGAAAGCUGCGAAAGAGGGGAAGAAAGUGGGGCAGCAGAAGGUCGCGGAGACCACGGCGGCGCAGCAGACGGCGAAAGAGGCUUCCGUGCCGCAGCAGGUCCAAAAACCAGCCCCGGUCGUGCCAGUCGUGGCAACUACUGCGUACGCAGCCAGCAACCAAGUUGUCACGUCCCACAGCCACAAAGCCCCCCUCCGAAACAAAUCCGUGCGUAAAAAAUCCUCCGAGUCCCAAGACAGCAAGAAGACCCCGAAAAAGCCGAAAUCCAAGUCCAAGUACGCGAUCUACGACGCCCAGAAGAUGCUGGACAUGGGAGGAACGCUCCAGAAAUCCCCGCUGAACACGCAACCGCACGAAAACGAGGCGAGUAACAAGUACCCGAUCUUCGUGCCGGCGGGGGUGAAUAAGCAGAAGCAGAAGAACGUGCCGAGAUUCAGUUUGAAGUCCAUGAUGACGCGAGAAACUUCGACUGGCGAUUAUUACCCCCAGCAAGAUUUAAGCACGAAGGUCGCGCUGUUCAUGAAGGACAAUGGGGCGGAGUGCAUGAACAAACGGGACUUCCAAAUUACGCCUGAGCAGGCCGUGCAGGAAAAUAGCAACCAGGACGACAGUUCUCAACAACUUUUCGGCGAGAUCCCAACGAUCUCUGGGGAGAACCUCAAGGCCCCUGAUGACUCCGCGAAGUCUUCCCGUUCCGUCCCCUGGAUUUCCACGACGACGCCGACGAAUGAGGCAGAUGCUGCUGAUGGUGCGGCGAAGUUCAUGACAACAAACUAUAAAUCCAAGCGGGACAAGAAGCGGGAGAAGGAGCAGCUGGAACUGCAGAAGAAGAAGGAACGAGAACAACAGAUGGAAUUGCAAAAUUUGAUCUGUCUCGACCCGCCUGAGACGGCUGAAGACAUGGCGACAGUGAUGAUGGUUCUGACCGCGGCGGAUGAGGAGCAAGGCAUCAAGCGCCCAUUGGGCACAAGAACCGCGACGACGCCCCCUCCGAGGUUUUCCCCGCCAAGAAAGACGGCCGAUCAGACUCACGGGGUCUUUGUCCCGAAGAACUCUGCCAACAUGAAGGUAGAAUUACCCCCAACACCUCGGCACAUGCCACCGCCGCCGCCGGCAGCUGCAGUAGUGCCUGCGCAAGUUCCUGCAACCCCAACUGCUGCCCCGGUCGUGCAGAAACCGCAACCGGCCGCAAAUCUAAAUCCCGCUGAGCUUUCCGUGCAGAAGACGAAAAAAGUGUUUGGCCGUUCCGGCGCGGCCGCUGCGUUCUUGCAGCAACUGAAGAUGACGGAUGGCGGGAUGGGUUUGAAGGCCACUCCGGCGGCUGUCGGAGUUUCUGCGAAGCCAACUCCUGUGUUGCUGGAAACGCCAGUGGUUGCUACUGCUGUGGUAGAGGAAGUUUCUAAAGCAGCUGUUCCGGUUGUUGCAGCAGCAACAUCUCCGCCCCGACCUCCCGGGUUGGCCACCCCUACCCCGGUGAAAGAAGAAGCGCAACUACAACAAGCUGUGGAUCCUACAGAAAAACCCUCCAACACCUCCUCAGACGAACCUGAGACAACCCUUGACCUCGGCGGAACUCUUCUCGCAGGGCUGCUGGAUAACCUCGGCGGGCCGGUGGCGACUUCUUCUAGUGAAGAAAAUGUGACUGCGGAACCAGUCUCGAAAAAAGAUGACCACGACACAACAACCUCCUCGGCGCAUAGAGAAGGAGGUACAGCACAUCCUCCCCCGGGGAUCGUGCCGCCAACCGUGGGUUUACCUAGCGAUGGAACCACGCCGGCGUCGUUGCGCGGAGUCGCGGGGGUGAAUACGUCCACGGAAAAUGAGUUGUCUGCUUCUCCGGCUGUUGUAAAACACGGUAGAAACGUUGGCGAAACGACUGCUGUUCCUGCUGCGGGACAACACAUCCCCUCUGUGCAACAGCAACAGAGGAUCGUGCGGCAGCAACCCUCUUCCCCAACCCCCAUUAUCAACAGUUGGGCCUCUGUCGCGGCCUCCAGAACAACAGGUGCAGCAGACGCAAACUCCACAGCCAUCAACAACCUGACCGCAAGGGUUAACAACAGCACCAUAGCUACUGCCGCAGCACCUCCAGCACCAGCAGCCAACUUCUCCUCCAUCGGCAGCAUCCCUCCGUUCCGCCCAUCGAGGAACUAUGUCUCCGGAUCCACCAUGCUCCCGUUCGAGGCCCAGAUUCGCUUGGACCAAUUGGUUUUGCGGUUGAUCGCGACGAAUGCGCCAGGGGUGGUGGAGCGGAGUAAUGGGAGACGGGAGCUGUCCUUGUCCACGAUUGGUGGGGAUGAGGAGUUUAAAAACAUCAGGAGGGAGUACGGCAAAUUAUCCGGGGGCAUUUCGUCGUUUCUGUUGCAUUUCCCGAACCGGUACGAACUUAAUGUCAACUCGGCGAACCAAACCUAUGUGAAGCUGAAGAAUUAUCAUCACACAGAACAAGCUGCUGCUGUUUCUAGCAGCGCGAUCAACACGACGACGGUGCCACCUCCAGUGGCACUGACAACAACUCUGCCGACGUCCUCUCUGGGAGGCGGUCCUUCUUCUUCUGCAUCUACCACUCCGGCGCAUCAGGGGGCCCGGAAUAAUCUCAACCUCACAACGACCCCGUCUGGAGCAGCAGCUGCUGCUGCUGCUGGUAUGAUCACACCAUCGUCCUCCACCAACCGCACUCCCACCUCCUACUCGCUGAUCCAGCAACAUUUGGAACAUCUCGACCGGAAGGCGAGGGCACCGAAUGGGCCUCCGGAAGACAGGUUGGUGUCAAGGUUAGAGUACCUGUGUUUCUUCCACGCGUUACAGAGGCGACAGGAUAUGGUAACGCACACGCCGGGUGGGGGGUUAUUGUCCCCAGCCACGGAUGUGGAACAGGACGGCGCGAUCCGGGAAACCAUUCUCGGUCCGGACCCGAUUUUGUUAUGCAAGACAAAUUUCCCGUACAUGUACAAGAUGCAUCUCAAAUUUCACCAAUUUGAACAAGCGUCAAACUUGUCAUGCUAAACUAGGAUCGAAGCCAAGUUUUGUCAUGCGGAGACCGCAUGUGUACGUGUACGGGAAAUUUACUGUGGAUAUUUGUCGGAAUUACGACACGAUCCGCGGGGGUGGGCCGGGAAGCCGUUGUCGAAAAUUUUACAAGAGGUGGAAAUCCGGUGGGGCCCGAGGCGACGGUUUAUUUUCAAGUGGAUCCAGCGCCCGAAUAACGGGGGACUGGCGUACUCCGUGAAGAUCCAUCCGCAACACAAGGAGCGGUUCUUAGGACCACGGGGGAAUGAUAAUUCCGGUAGUGUCAGCGCUCCGGGGGCGGUUGGUGCGACGAGUGCUGUUGGUGCGCUUGUUUCUGGUUUUGUUCCAACGCCAUUCAUAUGAACUGCAAAAGCAUCGUACUAGUAGUAAUUGCAAUACAAAUUAGCUCAGCAUGACAAAUGGAAUUUGUCAUGCUGUUUUACCUUGGGAAGAAGAUUUGUAAUGCAUGAUUGCGAGUACUACGAGUACGAUACUUUUGCACAGGAUAAUUCAUUUCCAAUGCUGCGGGAUCGAAGAAUACAGCCGCAGCAGCUUCUAUGGAGAGAAAAAAGUUUGUCACAGUCACUAACUUGCAGGCUCUGCAUUACAAAUUUUCUCAGCAUCACAAACUUUCCUUGUAUUGCAGAAACACUAGGGAAAUCCCUAAUGAAGUUUGGCUGUGAUGCAUUUUUACGCAUGACAAACAAUUUUGUAUUGCAAGAAUGCGCAUGAGCGAUCGUGACGAACUUUUUUUCUUUGAUAGCUUCUACUUGGACCAACCCGGCGACCUCAGCGGCCCCCACGGGAAGUAGUACUGUUUAUGCCGGAACGGGAACAUCAUCAAAUCAAAAUCUGCACUACGGAACAUCAAGCGCUGCAACCUCCACGACGACAAUCUCCUCGGUUAUUUACUCCCAACAGCAGUACUACCAGCAACUCAAGUACAGCCGCCCGGGCGAUUGGCGGCCCUACCAACUGGAUCAGGAACAGAACGGGGACCCGAUUUGCAAUCUAGUCUUGAAACACCUGGAAGAGAAGAUGUUGUAUGAAAACCACGAAGUUCCGAUCAUUUUCUCCGGAUUCUUAAACGAAUCCAACAUUCCGGGGUUGAACUGGGCGAAGGAUAAUUCCUACAAGGUGAAAAAGGAAAGCGUGUCCAUGCGGCGGGUGAUCGAGCAAGAUCCGCGGUUGGAUGUCAAAUGGGUCGGGAACGACGGGAACUGGAAGGUGGGGUUAAGUAGGGACUACGGGGGGAACUUCUCCAGUCACAAUGCGUCCUCUUAUAACACGAGUAAGCAAACGAACUACAGCAGCUACUACAACCCGAACGCUUUGGCUACUUCGUCGCACCAUAAUAGCAAGUCGUCUGUUGGGGCGGGAGGUGUAGGAGCUGGAGCUGCAUCUUCUCCGGAGAUGAAAACUAGUAUGAACACAACGAGUUUUAACUUGAAGCAACACGACAGGGCAAGGGCUUUACUUGGAGCGAGGAGCGGGGCGACGACACCCAGCAACUACGCCGGGGAGGAAGUUGUACCAAACCACAGUAGCAGCUCCCAUCUCUCCGAGCAGAUCAGGAAGGAAAAGAAAGACCAAACUUCUCCUAUCUGGGCCGACGACGAUAGCGACAACGACAUCGAUUACGACAAGACCGCGAAGACACUUCCAAAAAGGAACAAAAUCGGCGAUUUGUUGUUCCAAACGUUAAUCAAGCUCCCGACCGGUCCGUAUCAGGAUCAGGUGAUUGAUAACCAGCAGUUCGGGGAGAUUCCGGGGAUACGGGAAUUAUUUCCGAAAUUGAAGGUCCCGUUUACUGAUAACAUGAUUUUCGAUAUCGUGAAAAAAGACGGGCGAUUUCAGUUUAUGCGGGAAGAGCAGGGGUCCGCGAGUCCUUACGCUCAUAUGUCGGACAAAUGGUAUGUGAAAUUAGCCGAUUUCAUGAGCGAAGAUGAGAAAUCGAACAGCGGAAGCUGCAGUAGUAGCUCUUCCUCUUCCUCCUCCGCUGAUGAUAAGGACAAUACAAAACAAGACGACCAAGACGAGAAUUAUCAGGACAACGGCAUGCCCAGUUACGACUACUUCUUCGGAACGAGCAGCAACUCCAAGCGUUCCGGCGCGCGGGAGGACGCGAGUGAAAACGAGGAGGGUUACGAGGAUGAAGUGGAGAUUAAUCGUCGUGCCAUUAAUACGCAUGACAAAUAUGGGAAGUCGACGAAGAAGCAGCUGUUCGGCGAAAAUGACAGCAGCAGCUCAGAUGAAUCUUCAGUGUACAGUGAUGAUGAAGCAGAGCAGGAGAAAGAACAAGGUGCUGGAGGUGCCGCUGAUACUCGUACCAAGAUCGUGAUGAAACAAGAUGACAUCGGGAAUAAGAGAGUAGAGACCACGACUCCGAACAUGAACAUGAUUGACGCGGCUUCCCCGGCGAAGUCCUUCCAUUCCGCGCAGGAGGAGGCGGAAGAGGAGAUUUUACUUGAGGAGCACAUCCAUGAAUACGGCAACAAAAAGGAGCGAGAACUUGUGGAGCACAUUCACCAGUACGCAAGGAGCGGAAAAAAGGAAAAGGAAGUAGCGAAUUCUGGUAAAAAAUCUGGGACCUCCGCCAGUCCGAAUUCCCUCGAUCAGAAUUUGAUGUACUCUCCCACCGGGCCCACGACAAAUAUUACCUCCAGCGGAACAAGAGAGGCUGCACUUGGCAGCUCUGGUGUUUCUGCGUUAGUAGAACCGAGUAGUCCAAUCGGAGUGCAGUUGGAGGAGGUGCAAAUGGUGUUUGAUCCGAGCAAAAGGAGAUCUUCGAGGAAGAUUGUGGAUCAGCCGUUGAACCAGCAGUCGGCGCCGCACUUAACAUCUACUUCCAAGAAAGAACAUCAACACACUGAGACGAGUUCCAAUGCGGUCGUGAAAAAUAAACCCCCGCCGCCCACAACAUCCGCCAUCGAUGGGUUGUUGCAUCUGACCUCGAGUAGAACCGCUGCAUCCACUUCCACCGCCAUGGGUAGUGGGAACAAUACUGCUGCGGGAAUUUUCAAAUCCGGUUUAUCUUCAACAACGAAGGGACAACAUUAUCCGGUGGAUGCCCGGCCGAGUGGGGCGCCAGCGCCCAUGUUUCCGGAUAACAUGUACGGGAAUUACAGCAAGGGGAGUACUGAUGGUGGAAAUAAAGUUGGCUCUGUAGCUGUUCAAGGAUCGUACUACCAACAACCGCAAAGCGGCACUAGUUCGAUAUCUUCCUACAACCCCCGCAACAGUAGUACCACGACGACUUCGCAACACCACCAACAGCAACCGAUAUUAUACCACAAGGGUGGUCAGGCGUUGCCCCCGCAGAGUAGUUCUGCUUCAUCUUCCGUGUUUGCACAACAUCCAGCCGCAAGUGGUUCUACUACUUCCAGAGUUGUUCCGUAUUCAGUGGUGACCCCGGGUGGGUAUCCAGCAGCUUCUAGUACAACUACACAGCAGUAUGCGAUGAAUCAACCGGGAAGUUACACGACCAGUAGUGCGCAGCAGCCGCACCAGCAACAGUACGGUGCUGCGCGUGGCGUUCAGAACCUCAACAUGGCGGGAGCUGCUAGUGCUGUUUCAUCUGCGAAUAAGAUGUACAACCACACAGCAGGACCACAGCAAGUAACGAGUCAGCAACAACUUUACCAUCAACAGCAACAGAUGCAACAGCAGCAACAGAACCGUGCAGUAGCUCCAACUCCGCAAUCUGUGUCCGGGCACCAGAGUGCACAGGAGGUCGACCCUUUGAUCAUGCGCAACUACAAGCAGCAGAUGGCAAACGCCUACAACCAGCAGAUGGCAAAUGCCUCUGCCGUCGCGAUGCAGGCCCAGCAGCAGGCACAGAACCUGUACGGCCAGGGAAAAGCACAGCCGCAACCCUUGGCCCCGCAGGCUGUUGUAGCGGGUGCGAUGAACAACAGCAUGGGCCAGGCGGGAACGAGGAUUCCGCCAAAUACCGUGAUGUUUUUACCGAAUAGUGGAAGUAGCGGACAGCAGCAAGUGCAGCAAUCUUCGCAACAGAUGAUCCCGCAACAGCAACAGACUUUGAUGAUGUCACAACAGCAACAGCGCCAGCAACAUGUGAUGCAGCAACCGAUGCAACAGCAACCGAUUUUAUCGCAGCAGCAGCAGUACUAUCAGCAACCUACUUCUGCUUCUGGUUCAUCUUCUACCAAUCUUCUGACAACUGCUGCCCCGACCGUGGUUGGAGUCCCGGUGCAGCAACAGGGAGCUUCUUCUACUUCGAGGGCAGCACCCGCCGCGAACACGACGAAUACCGGCGCCGGCCGCUCAGGGUGGAAAGAAAAGCAAAUCAAGAAAUACGAGAGGAAGUUUGAAGAGGCGAUCCUUGCGCAGGACAUGGACGCAGCGGAAAAAUGGUCGCAAUUGAAAGACGCUCUGGAAAACGAAACGGACUCGGAUUCGGACUGA